AUGGCGGCCGACGUCAUGUCUCACCGCGGAGGGGACGCAGCGUCGGCAGGCUACAUGGGGCCCAACCGCACCUCGCUGCCCCCGCUCGUCACUUCCCCGCCAUCGCACGCAAAGCUGGAGCGGGCGAGCUCGUACGCCAGCAAGCGCAUGUCCACCUUCUCCACCACAUCCAACACACACCAGCCCGGUCCUCGCUCACGUCCGCAGUCGGUCGCCUUUCCCGCCUUCCACUCAAGUCUGCCAUACGCGCUGGUACGAGACUUCGCAUACGAGCCUGAGCACCCCCUCUACUAUGGCCCUCUCCCGCAGGAACACAGGUCAGGCGCCUCAACGCCGGCCAGCGAAGCCAACCGAAGGCUCUCGGACCCUCCGCCAGUUGCAUGGCGCACCGACCGUGGGUCGAGGGCAUCUGGCCCGCAACACCUGGGCCUGGGCGAGCAGCUGCCCAUGACGUCGUUCGGCGAUGGCCCGCCAUACAGCGAAGACGAAGACCUCGCCAGCCCCGUAGUCACGAGCCAUCACAGCGCACGGCACAAGAAGCAAAAGUCGAACCAGGUGGACUUUGACCAGACGCGUGGGCGGCGGGCUCCGGAGGAGCACAGGAGGAGCUCAGUCACCGGUGUGAACGGCGAAGGAAGCUACUAUCCCAGCCAUGUCAACGAUGCUGCCAACGGAAUCGGCGGCGAGUACAUCACAUACCCCCCCAGCUCAUCAUCGAACCUCGAUGUACCAGAAGGUGCGUCUCGACGAGACUCCCACUUUGCCGCAAUACUCCCACAGCGCUCGUACGACAACGAAGAAGGGCCACCGUACGACUCGGACGAGGGGAUGUCUGAGCCCGGCGACUACAUUCGUGACGACAACCGCUUCUCCCGCGACUACCAAUUUACGAUUGCCUCGCCGGACGAAGAAAUGCACGGGAAAGCGGUGGCGCUGUUCGACUUCGCGCGCGAGAACGACAACGAGCUGCCUCUUGUCGAGGGCCAGGUCAUAUUGGUAUCCUACAGACACGGACAGGGCUGGCUGGUAGCGCAAGACCCAAAGACAGGGGAGAGCGGGCUGGUGCCCGAGGAAUACGUGCGUUUGCUGCGCGACAUUGAAGGAGGUUGGAACGGUCUUAUGAACGGUGCGGUACAAGCACAGGAAGCGAACCCAGGAUUGGACAGCUUGCUCAGCCCUAUCUCGGCUGGUCCAGAAGCUAAGACGCCUACGCAGGCUGACCACUCCUCGUACACGCCCGUCAUCUCUACCUUCUCAACGAGUCACAAGGACCUGGAGCCCUACCCGAAAGACCGGCUCGCCACACCAACGAACGCUGAGGGAGGAAGCUUCGGCAAAGGGAAAGAAGGCGGUCCUAUGGAGGGCGUCGAGACUACGCCUGAGCCUCAGUCCAAGCGCCAGAGUUCAUGA
This is a messenger RNA of Macroventuria anomochaeta, 1410 nucleotides long. RefSeq lists its product as uncharacterized. The transcript has a single exon. The record is from RefSeq and is a predicted model, not a curated record. Gene Ontology annotation, molecular function: protein binding. Lineage: Eukaryota; Fungi; Ascomycota; Dothideomycetes; Pleosporales; Didymellaceae. Bases 1 to 1410 code for a protein of 469 amino acids.